CAUAAUGAAAUUGGAAGCCCGAAGAAGGUCUUGCACUCAGUCAAAAAAUGUGUUCUUAGAAUUGCCAUUGUUCAUCCAAAAGUAUUCUUCGAAGUUGUUGAUAUUGAGAGGUGUUCCUGCUCUACAUUUGUCAAUAUAGCACUUGGAGCUCUCUACAUGAAUUAAAUGUCUCUGAUGGUGUAUUAAAGCUUUCUGGAUAUAUGUCUAGUCCUCGUGAUACUUCAUUUGUGAAGGCCUGUCAAUUUGUCUACAUCAACUCUCUUUAUAUCUGCAAGGGCCCAAUUCAUAAACUGCUGAAUGAGUUGGUCACUAGGUUCAACUCUUCGGAUCUGCAGGAGGCUAACAUGAAGUUACAAAAUGGGAAGCGAAGUAGGUCUCAAACAUAUGAAACAUACAUUUUGAAUUUAAGUUGCCCAAGAUCUUGGUAUGAUAUAACUUUUGAACCAUCAAAGACUUCUGUUGAAUUCAAGGAUUGGUCUCCCAUUAUUAAUUUUAUUGAAAAGGCCAUCACACACUUGUGGACUGAAAAAUUUUCUCACGGAAAUUCCUCCAGCCGUGGUACUGUUAUGCCAGAAGAAGACAAUACCUGGAGGGAAGGUAAUGAUGUUUCAUCACCAGAAAAAGAUUUGCCAGAAAAAUAUGAAAUUGCAAAAAGGAGGUGCAGGAUGUACAAUCACCGUGCUUCUUUUGGCCUUCUCUCCCCCCAGCUGGAGAUGCCAACUGAAGAAAGUGACCAUAUGUUUCACUGGAAAGACAAUAGAUUUUCUUGUCAAGAUGCUUCAGAACACCAGAUCAGGUUGGGAUCUUUGUAUCAAACUGACUACUCAUUCCAGUUGUGUGAUGGAUUGCUUGCCCCAUCCAGAGUAACUGUAAACCAAAAGAGUGCUAGCUAUCUGCAGGCAACUGACCAUAAUGUUUUCUCUUCUGAAGACCAUUUCUUGGGGAAUAAGUUCUUUGGGGAAAAAAGAUCCAGUGAGCACACAGACUAUAUUUUGGGUUCUAGAUUAGAGGAUAUACAUUUCAAUGUGGAUGCCAGCAUAAGUAAUGGAUUUAAUGGGAGUGCAUUAUCUCCUGAUUGUUUUGAAAUAGGUGAUGAUGUGGACAAGAUCAGCGAGGAUCUAAAGCCCUUUCUGCAUAAUUGCUCCUGUAGGAGAAGCCUUCCAGUUGAUGGGGCAUCACCUGCAAGCUCUGAAGGAUUUGACUUUCGGAUUAAUGGUUUUGGAGCCAAAAGAAAGAGUCUUGAACCUAAUGAUUGGGUUUGUGUUGGAGAAAUUGAUGACAAUAACCAGAGGUUUGAUUUCCUUCCAGGGACUCUAUGGCAGGAUGAGGCAGCAAGUGCUUGGUCUUCCCCCGGACCCAUGUCUAAGUGUGACGUGCUUACAGGUCUGGAUUUUUUGUCAAGGGAUUCAAUAGAGUCUUCUGCAAUAGGUGGAGAGUGUUUAGCUGGAGAGAAUGACCUUCCACCAGACUCAAUUGCACGUGUUGGAAAAUUUUUCUCAAGUCGUCAGUCUCUUAAAUCUGAAUGGUCUUCUGUAAUGUCAGAUCCAUUAUUUAGGACCAAAUCUCAGAAUGUGGAUAAUUUCUUUGAUGAGAAUGCACUUGAGAGGCGUAUCAAAUAUGACAAUAGAUAUGACUAUUUAGCGGAAAGGGUUGUUAAGGACCGUGGUUUUUAUUUUGAUGAUUCUUUGCGAAAAAGCUCAAGCCAAGAAGACUUCUCAACAAGUUUUGCAAACAUGUGCUCAGGUUUUGAAAGUUGUGUUCGUUCCAAGGAAGAUAAUUGUAGAUUUAUCCAACAACAUAAUCUAGAUGAUGUUCUCUUUUCAAAAUGUCCCGAUAUAUUUAUUGAUGAAACAGAGUGGUUAUGUUUAGACUCGCAUGGUAAAUAUAAUGCCAACUGUUCUGCAGUAACAUUACACCAUAUUUCUUCAGCAAUUUAUGAUGUUGUGGAUGAAGGCCUAAAGGAUCCGAUUAUAUAUCAACAAGAAGGAUAUGUUUGUAAGAGAAGGCCAAAAAGAAGCCAUUCAACUCCACCUUUUUACAGAGGCAAGAAAAAAUUCUUCACCUUAAAUACACAUUUGGCCAUGGAAGCAAAAAAACUCAAAGCCCAGGCCAUCAAUAAUGCCCCUACUUCACAAGAAACGAGUGGGUUGAAGCAUCCUCAACAAUCAUCUGGUGAAUGUCAACUAUAUUCUGAGCCAAAUUCUGUGGAAGAUCCAUUGAUCUACACCAGACCAGAUAAGAAGAAAGCACAUGACAUGAAGGACAUUAAAAAAUGUGAUACGCAAAAAUCAGAGGAUCUUAACAUUUACAGUAAGGAUUUGGUUGAAGACUGCACAUUGAAUGAAUCUCAUGAUCCAUUAGAUUCUGGGCUAAAAUGGCAGAAGAGCUGUCUACGGACUGCAAGGGGAGACAAAUUACAUAAUCUUCACAAUGAGAGUAAUAUACUUGAUGUCUCUUCUGGGAUCUUGCAUCUGGCUGGUGAUUCAUUAGUUCCUGAAUCUAUCAAUAAGAAUUGUCUAGAGGAUGCCAAAGUUCUCCAACAGGUGGAUAAGAAGUUCAUUCCAAUUGUGGGUGGUGGAGUGCUUGCUAUUAUUGACCAGGUUUAAGCACUGCUCUUCUUU
Camellia sinensis is the source of this 2621-nucleotide messenger RNA. NCBI's taxonomy places the organism in Eukaryota, Viridiplantae, Streptophyta, Magnoliopsida, Ericales, Theaceae. The record is from RefSeq and is a predicted model, not a curated record.